Messenger RNA from Colletotrichum lupini, 327 nucleotides. RefSeq lists its product as uncharacterized. The transcript has 3 exons. The coding region runs from base 1 to 327 and encodes 108 amino acids. The record is from RefSeq and is a predicted model, not a curated record. Lineage: Eukaryota; Fungi; Ascomycota; Sordariomycetes; Glomerellales; Glomerellaceae.
AUGGCCAAGACAGCCAUGGCGAUAGAGGUCGUUAGUGAUGGUCAAUCUUGCUUUGGCCUUGCUGAGACCUCAUCGGAGAUGAAUGAGGCGUCUUCUGAUAAUCGCGCGGCCGCGACGGCGGGUAGACCCAAUAGCCCGCAUAGCAUUUCCCGGCCGGGCUCCGCCUUGGACAGCGAUAUCAAACCAGAUGGCGCGGCGUACCGCAAUGGCAGCGUUGCUAUUCCGUCUGAGAACUGGCGUAUAGAGCGUUUCCGGAAGCGUGGGAUUGCCCUCCUCCCUUCUGAACUUCGCAUCGCCGCCGAGCCGAUGGGGGUUGGUCCGUCCUAA